Molecule: messenger RNA, 1647 nt
Organism: Arctia plantaginis
Lineage: Eukaryota; Metazoa; Arthropoda; Insecta; Lepidoptera; Erebidae
Source: the annotation of a GenBank genome assembly
AUGGCGGACCCACUGAGCUUGCUUCGCCAGUAUAACGUAAAUAAAAAAGAAAUAAUUGAACGUGAUAAUCAGAUUAUAUUUGGCGAAUUUUCUUGGCCAAAAAACGUCAAAACUAACUAUCUUAUGUGGGGCUCUGGAAAAGAAGGAAACGACAAGGAAUAUUACACGCUGGAAUGUCUCCUCUUUAUCCUAAAGAAUAUACUUUUGACACAUCCCGUUUACGUCAGACAAGCAGCUGCUGCAAAUAUCCCUGCUGUACGCCGCCCUGAUCGUAAAGAGUUAUUAGCAUAUCUGAAGGGUGAAACUGCAACUUGUGCCUCUAUUGACAAGAGUGCACCCUUAGAAAUACCUACACAGGUGAAACGCACUCACGACAAUGAUGGAGGAGAACCAGCAGCCAAAAAGCCUCGUAUUGAGGAAACGCAUGUACAGAAAGUACGUGAACAACUUGCUGCUCGUCUUGAUGCACCUAAAGAAGCAUCUGUCACCGUGGAUAAUAUUAAAGGGUCAUUAAUACAGGCUAUGUCUGUUGAGAAGAUAGCAGCUAUCAAAGCAAAACGUCUAGCUAAGAAAAAAAUAACCAUCAAGAAGAAUGACUACUCAGAUACACUCGGUGUUGUUGGAUCUGACUUCAGAGCUAUGCUAGAUUAUGACGUAGAACUUACCAAAGAUAUUAUCAGCAGAGAAAGACAGUGGAGAACUAGAACGACAGUAUUACAGAGUAAUGGAAAAAUGUUCGCAAAAAGUAUCCUGGCUCUACUAGGCAGUAUUCGAGCCCGCGAGGAAGGUAGACCGGGAGCUCCUCGUCCACCACCCAUAGUGAUGCCGCAACCGACCACACUGCCCGCUCAACAGACACAAUAUAACCGAUACGAUCAGGAAAGAUUUAUUAGACAAAAAGAAGAAACUGAGGGUUUCAAGAUCGAUACUAUGGGUACAUAUCAUGGUAUGACACUGAAAUCAGUGACAGAAGGACCAAGUGUGCCUGCUGCAGCCCGUGCACCGCAAACGCCGAAUCAUCCUAGACAAAUGCCACAAAAUGGUCCAAUGAGCACGCCGGGUCGUCGAGAUCUGUUGCCGGUUGCCGCGGCGCGACCUCCACCCGGCUCUGGUGGCAAGCGGCCCUCACGGACACCAAUUAUUAUUAUACCCGCCGCCACUACCACACUCAUUACCAUGUACAAUGUGAAGGACAUACUACAGGAGCUAAAAUUUGUUUCAAUUGAGCAAAAGAAAGCAGAGGGCGCGGUGCGUGAAAACGAAGUGUUAUUGCAAAGAAGAAAGGGUCAAACGGGAGAGUUACCUAACAACGCAACUACUAUGACGGUACCCUACCGCGUCGUAGAUAACCCGAGUAGACUAUCAGCGGCGGAAUGGGACCGCGUGGUUGCCGUGUUCGUUCAGGGCCCCGCUUGGCAAUUCAAAGGUUGGCCGUGGGAUGGAAACCCAGUGCAGAUAUUUGCAAACAUAUGCGCUUUUCACUUGAAGUUCGACGAGAUGAAGUUAGACGCCAACGUGGCUCGCUGGGCCGUCACUGUACUCAACCUCAGUCGCACCAAGCGGCAUUUAGACCGUGCUGUAUUACUUGGGUUUUGGGAGACACUCGACAAGCACAUGAUGAAGAAUAAACCGCACCUUAGGUUCUAA